GAAGCACAGAGCUAGUGUCUGAUAACAAUUUGUUGAAAACAGUGCAUUUUAACAAUUAAAAAAUUAUACUAGCAUCAUAGCAACAAAAAGUGGCGAAAUUAUAAUAAAGCAAUCAAGUAAAUUACCAUUAAUACAGUAAAUUGAAAAAAGAAAUAAAACUACUCAAUGAAAUAUCUUUCCUCAAAACUAGUAAUAUUUGUAUAAAUACGAUUUAUUUCCCCAAUGAUAGUAACUCUUACUCCUAGGCUAGGCCUUUGUAUGGUGGAAUUUUUGCUCAGUGAUGGGUCGUUAAGAUACAAUCUACAAAUUAGAACCACAGAUGGAUAGUACCUCGGGUAAAGAAGGAGAAAACCUUGUUCCUUCAGGCAGUGCUGAUAUUCCACAAAAUUUGCAGGAUAUUGAAGUACUGGACAGCUCUAGCAACCUCUUUAUUACAAAGGCUUUAUCAGUACUAGCCACAGCUCAUUUUAAUCUCCCAACAAACGUUUCUCUAAAAGAUCUGCAUAGCGUGGCCAAACAAAAUCUAAUUACUUCAACCCAGGAAAGUAUUGCUAGAGAACUGUCCAACUGUCCUGAAUCCAAGUCUUUGCCAGAAGUAGAAGUACAGAUAGAUAAUGCAGGUAAAGUUAAUAACCUUUUGACUCAGAUAAAAUCAAUAGAGAAAGAAAAGCAUUCAGCUGCAAGUGAUACAACCAACAAAUUACUUCAACAAACUGGUGAACAGAAAUCAUUAACAUGCACACGUGAAGGAUGUGGCAGAAAGUUUAGGUGGCCCACCCAUUUCAAGUACCAUCAGCUGACUCACUGUGGGAGUAGACAAUAUAAAUGUACAGUAGAGGGAUGUGAUAUGAGUUUCUACACCUGUCAGAGGCUAGCAGUGCACAUGAGAACUCAUACAGGUGAACGACCUUUUGUAUGCUCUCAACAAGGAUGUGGAAAAAGCUUCACAACUGCAGGGAACUUACAGAACCAUUACCGAAUUCACACAGGAGAGAAGCCUUUUGCUUGUUCCCAUGAGGGCUGCUUAAAGACAUUUGUUGAAUACUCAAGCUUGAAGAAGCAUAUGCUGGUUCACUCAGGAAAGAAGCCUUUUUCAUGUGAUACCUGUGGUAAAACUUUCUCUCAGAGUGGUAGUCGAAAUGUCCACAGAAAGCGUCAUCAUGUUGAUGAAGAAAAUUCCUCUCCAAAUAGCAAUGAAGAGAAGAAUGGUACUGAUGAUCACACAGAAAAUGUUUUCUUGGAAGACUCAGGAAAUGAAACCUUUACAUUUCAUGAUCUUACCCACGUGGGAGUAGCCCUAACCCAAGAUGGAGAAAUAGGUCAGAUAGUGACAAUUACAACUCUUCCUGGUACAGAAGUUUUAACAAGAGAACCUCUGCUGACUGCAGCUGCUAAGAAGUGUAUAGUGUAUUCAAGAUUUAUAUAACAAAUUCCUCAGGUGUUUCUUGACUUGUUUUCAAAUUAUUCUUUUUUUCAGUAUGAUUUUUCUGUAUGCUAAUUUGUAUGAUACAGAUACACAUACUUGUACUAGUAAUGUCUGUGUAUGAAAAUAUAUGAUCUUUAUGAUGUUUUUGUUGUUAACAUUUUCAUUUGUAAUUUUAAUGUUAAAUCAUAUUUAUAGUAAUACUAUUCUCCAGCAGUGAUGAAUAAAUUAGUGAUUAUAUGUCCCUCUCUUUGCUUGGUAGUUACAAUAAUAUAUGAGCCUAAAUAAACUAUCUUAUUUACAAAA
Molecule: messenger RNA, 1729 nt
Organism: Limulus polyphemus (Atlantic horseshoe crab)
Lineage: Eukaryota; Metazoa; Arthropoda; Merostomata; Xiphosura; Limulidae
Product: zinc finger protein 143-like
Exons: 7
Coding region: 320-1426 (368 amino acids)
Biological process (GO): regulation of transcription by RNA polymerase II
Cellular component (GO): PcG protein complex; transcription regulator complex
Molecular function (GO): RNA polymerase II cis-regulatory region sequence-specific DNA binding; DNA-binding transcription factor activity, RNA polymerase II-specific
Source: RefSeq, a predicted model, not a curated record